Messenger RNA from Solanum verrucosum, 765 nucleotides. RefSeq lists its product as uncharacterized. The record is from RefSeq and is a predicted model, not a curated record. Bases 1 to 765 code for a protein of 254 amino acids. NCBI's taxonomy places the organism in Eukaryota, Viridiplantae, Streptophyta, Magnoliopsida, Solanales, Solanaceae. The transcript is spliced from 5 exons.
AUGACAAUGGAAGAUGAUGAUAGAGGGAUUGAUGUGGUUACUCGUAGCGGAAAGGUAGCAAUAGAUGCCGAAAUUCCCAUCUUUUUGGGAACACCAUUCUUGACAACCAAGGGAGCAUUGGUGGAUGUUGAAAGCAGAGAACUGAAGUUCCGGGAGAACGAAUAUGAAGUAAAAUUGCUCAUUGAGGUGUUGAGAAAGCAUAUCAAAGCCAUAGGUUGGACUAUCGUUGACAUAGUGGGCAUUCCUCCUGUCAUUUGCACUCACAAAAUUCAGCUUGAUAGUGUUUGUAAACCGAGUGUUGAACAUCAGCGGAGAUUGAACCCACCAAUGCAAGAGGUGGUGAAAAAAGAAAUAAUAAAGUGGUUGGACGGAGCUAUGAUCUAUCCUAUUGCAGAUAGAAAAUGGGAAUGUAUAGUUCUUGGUCACAAAUUGUCGCAAAAGGGGAUGGAGAUUGAUAAAGCAAAUAUUGAAGUGAUUGAGAAAUUACCACCGCCAAUAUCAGAGAAGGGUGUUUGCAGUUUCUUGGGGUAUACUGGUACUAAAGUGGUUGUUCACACUGAUCAUGUUACACUGCAUUAUCUGAUGGAAAAGAAGGAUGCCAAGCCAAGAUUAAUGAGGUGGGUGCUACUAUUGCAAGAAUUCAACUUUGAAGUCAAAGAUAGGACAGGUUGUGAAAAUCAGGUGGCUGACCACUUAUCAAGAUUGGAAGGCAAGGAAAAUGAUGAGCUAGAGAUCGACAUAUAUGAUUCCUUUGCCGAUGAAUAG